AUGACCUAUAAGGGAAAAGGGCGAUUCACCAAGAGGAAAAAGUUGAGCCCAAGGUACGUUGGCCCGUACAAGGUGAUCGAACGAGUAGGUGCGGUGGCGUACAAACUGGAGCUACCACCGAAGUUAGAUGCCUCUCAUCAGGUUUUCCAUGUAUCACAACUACGGAAAUGCCUAAGUGAAGAGCAUGAAGUGGUAGAGGAUGUGCCACCUGAAUUGCGAGAAAACCUGACGGUGGAAGCAACGCCUAUUCGAAUCAUUGAUCACAUGGUAAAGGGAAUGCGUAGGAAAAAGAUUAACAUGGUGAAGAUCUUGUGGAGCUGCGAUGGACGCGAAUAA
Camelina sativa (false flax) is the source of this 336-nucleotide messenger RNA. RefSeq lists its product as uncharacterized. The record is from RefSeq and is a predicted model, not a curated record. NCBI's taxonomy places the organism in Eukaryota, Viridiplantae, Streptophyta, Magnoliopsida, Brassicales, Brassicaceae.